Messenger RNA from Xenia sp. Carnegie-2017, 1497 nucleotides. Its product is annotated as tyrosinase-like. The record is from RefSeq and is a predicted model, not a curated record. The transcript is spliced from 4 exons. Gene Ontology annotation, molecular function: oxidoreductase activity. Lineage: Eukaryota; Metazoa; Cnidaria; Anthozoa; Malacalcyonacea; Xeniidae. The coding region runs from base 77 to 844 and encodes 255 amino acids.
UUAGUGUAAAUUAGCGACAAAGCGUUUCAGGAAAUGAUGGAGAGGUUCAAAAGGCUGUGAAGAGAUUCACUGUAAUAUGUCUACAAAAAGAUCGUUUCUAUAUUUACUGAUAGUGUCGGUCUUGAGUGCUCAACAUCUUCUAGUCAAUGCAUAUGCUAAAAGAUAUCGCAGCGACCUACGUAUACGAAAAGAAUUCACCUCUAUGUCUUAUCAUGAAAGACGAAAAUUUGUCGAUGCGUACAAGAUAGCCUCGACACAACAACCAUUCAAAAGACGCUACGAUUACCUUGUAAGACUUCAUCAAACGUUAUUUAAAAAGGUUCACUCACAGAAACAUUUCUUUCCGUGGCAUCGUUGGUAUUUACUUCAAUUUGAAAACCUAUUUCGUUACAUUCAUAAAGAUGUGACUCUUCCUUAUUGGGAUUGGAGCAUUGCUGGUGAAAGGAUUUGGGCAACGGAUACUGGAUCAAUAUGGAGCAAGAAAUCUUGGGGACUGGGAGGGAAUGGAAAGGGUUUAUUUCACUGUGUGAAAGAUGGCCCGUUCAGCGUGUACAAAUGGCGACUUGCCCGCCAUUCGGGUGGAGGAUGUCUCAAACGGAAUUUUAAAGGUCGAAUGCCUAAUUGCAGGCAUGUACAAAGAACCUUGCUCCUAAAGCCUACACAGUUCAAGAGGUUCGAAGAUAUUGUGCAGGAUACAUAUCACAAUGAAUUACACUGUUGUAUUCGGGGCACAAUGGAGUUGGAAAAGCAAGUAACACGCCAGAAUUUCUUUUACACCACGCGUUUAUUGAUAAAAUAUGGUAUGAUUGGCAAAAGAAUGGAAUACGAUACAAAUGGGCGAUAAACGAUGAUUUGAAUUCACAUCUCGAGCGUUCACGGUACAGAGUUGGCGAUUUCAUGGAUUAUAAUGACCUCGGGGAUCGCGGAGUGGUAUUGAAAUAUCGGGAUCCUUUCCCCGGGUACAAAGCACUAUGCCUUAAAUUAAGUUCACCUUUAGUGGGGAAAACAUCAGGAUGGUGCUGUGAAGAUGACGAAAAAGAGAAAAACAGACAUUGAACUAAAGUUUUCACAGUCAAUUUUCUUCAUUAGGACUUUAAAGAAACCUGCUUUAGCUCAAUAUUUUUGUCGUGGGAACCUUUCUGGUUAUAGUGUUUCCAUCACUUUUCCAGAUUAAACAUGUGUUGAAAUGAAAUCGUUACACAGCAGUUUACAGUAUAGAUGCUUCAUAAGAAGUGCUCUGAUGCUAAUCAGAUAAGUGACAUACUGCAGCGAACUGUCAUUUUAAAGCAAGAUCUUUGUCUUUACCACAUUUUUAUUUCUUAAGAGGUUUCUAAGGUAGAGGUUUCAUAAGAAGCUUCUAUACUUCUAAGGCCAUAGUCGAAAGGGACAUACUGCAGCAAACCGCUGUCAUUACAAAACUAGAUCAUUGACUUCACCGCAUUUUUAUUGGUUAAGAACUUUACUCUUGUGUUAAAAAGAAGAGUUUAGAAACCACAA